AUGGCUAAAGCUGACAUCAAACCAAAAUCUAUACAUCAUGCCAAAAAAUGGUCAGAUGAUGUAGAGAACUUAUACAGAUUUCAGCAAGCAGGAUACAGAGAUGAGGUUGAAUAUAAACAAGUAAAACAAGUUGAUAUGGUAGAGUGUUGGCCAGAAACUGGAUUUGUUAAGAAACUUCAGAGAAGGGAUAAUACAUUCUAUUAUUAUGAUAAAAAAAGAGAAUGCGAAGACAAAGAAGUCCAUAAAGUGAAAGUUUAUGUGUAUUAG
Messenger RNA from Pygoscelis adeliae (Adelie penguin), 267 nucleotides. RefSeq names its product meiosis/spermiogenesis associated 1 (gene MEIG1). Gene Ontology annotation, cellular component: nucleus. The transcript has 2 exons. Bases 1 to 267 code for a protein of 88 amino acids. NCBI's taxonomy places the organism in Eukaryota, Metazoa, Chordata, Aves, Sphenisciformes, Spheniscidae. The record is from RefSeq and is a predicted model, not a curated record.